AUGAGGUACCGCUUAUGCGGUAAAUCUCCUGCUUCUGCCGCUCAUGCUGGUUUUCCCCAUUUUCGCUUCUGCGAAGAUAUUGCCGCUUCUGUGGCUACGCACCUACGGGACCCAACCGCAGUUCCUGGAAUACUAAGUGAUCCUUUUGUGGUAUCUACAUCAGUCGGAGAACCUAUUAUUACUAGACGGGUUUACCGAGGUUGUACGGUGAUAGCUUGUAGUCAUCAGAAGUCAGCCGACCUAGUUGAGGUAGAGAUAAUGGAUUUUGAUGCUAUCAUGGGCAUGGACUCGUUGACAGCAUUUUGUGCUACAGUUGAUUGCCGAGCAAAGGCAGCUAGAUUUCAUUUUUUGGGUGAGAAUAGCACCUGCCGAAUUGAAGGAGUUAAAGGAGCAGUUAAAAGGUUUAUUGGAGAAAGGUUCCUUCAGGAUGUGUACUGGUGGGACAAUAUGAAGAAGAAUAUUGAUGCAUUUGUCACCCAGUGUCCUAGUUGCCAGCAGGUGAAUGUAGAGCACCAGAAGCCCGAAGGCCUAAUACAGACUAUCGAGAUCCCGAUGCGGAAAUGGGAGGCAAUAAGUAUGGAAUUUUUCAUGGGUUUGCCUUGUUCACAUCUUAAGUUCGCUUCUAUAUGGAUGAUAGUUGAUAGGCUCACAAAAUUAUCCCACUUCAUGCCAGUCGGAUCUACAUAUACAGCCAAAGAUUAUGCGAAGUUAUAUAUUAAGGAGAUAGUACGGCUACACAAAGUACCAAUAUCUAUUAUAUCUGACUGUGGGGCCUAG
Nicotiana tabacum (common tobacco) is the source of this 777-nucleotide messenger RNA. The record is from RefSeq and is a predicted model, not a curated record. Lineage: Eukaryota; Viridiplantae; Streptophyta; Magnoliopsida; Solanales; Solanaceae.